Molecule: messenger RNA, 786 nt
Organism: Penicillium macrosclerotiorum
Lineage: Eukaryota; Fungi; Ascomycota; Eurotiomycetes; Eurotiales; Aspergillaceae
Exons: 1
Coding region: 1-786 (261 amino acids)
Source: RefSeq, a predicted model, not a curated record
AUGUCAAGUCACAUAAUAUCCAAGAUUGGUCUUCUCUUAUUUGUACUCGUUGCCAUUGUCGCCAUCACAUCCAACUAUCUAUCGACUGGCCGCUUCCUUCCCAUCGCCAUUAACAACAAUUUUUUUCACCGACGAACAGUAAUUUACGAUGACUCACAAGAAAUCUCAUGCCGCCCAGACCCUCCUCCAUCGACGACUCAACGGACUGAUUUCGGCGGCAAAGGAUGUAUGAUCUACGGCUACCCCUCCACUGGCGGGGUUCUCAUCAAAGAGGCUGAUUAUCUUGACCUGCUUUUCCUAUCGCUUCCCCGCUCUCAUGAGUCACAGCGCUCACCUAGUGCCGACGAGGAAGACAAGUUCUGUAAUCUUCUGCGACGGACUGGGGCGACAUGGUGGCCGAGUAAGAUGACUUGGAUGAUGGCGCAGCUAGGCUUUGAGAAGACCCAAGAACAAGAAAAGGUGGUGGUAUUUGGGUGGCCGAUGGAUGGUGUGGGGGUGUGGGUGUUGAGAUAUGAGAAUGACAGUCAACUGCCAGAAGGUUUUGGGAGAAUCAGUUUUGCGAUGAAUAUGGAGGAGAAGAUACAAUUGAUGAGAGAGUACGGUGCUGCGUUUGUUGAAGAUGUCACGCAGGUGGAGGAACUUCAUGAUGGCUCCGUUUUGAAGCCUACUAGUCUUGGGAUGGGUACGUGUGGAGCGGAACUUCAAUCUCCGACACGCAGUGCCGUAGAGGGCUCAGGCGACCUGGAGACUGAACCGCCGCAGCCCAUCGCAUCGGGAGAGCCGUAG